GAUAGCAACGCGUUGUGCGACAGCUGGUGCAGCUCUGUUGAUAGUGCUAAUAGCACGUGUUUGGCGUGAAGCAGCUCUUAAAGCUUGUCUGGCGAUCAUUGUAUGAUGAUUGUAGGUGGAAGAGAAGACUAUGACUUGGAAAAAUUAAAUAUUCUUAGAAGAAGUUUAAAUUGUAAGAUAAACUAUAAAAUUGAUCUAUCAAUUAGGAAUAGUUUAAUAUACUACAUUUGUAUUCCCUUCAAGCCAAUUGGAUGGUCUACUCUCCAUUAGUUUGGUCCUUUCGGCUUCGUCGAGCGAACACCCAAUAUGAUAGCUCAGAGAGUGAUAUGAGACGUGUGCAAACAAUACCACUAUCAAAAUAUAUUCCGAAAAGUUAAUCCCAGGAAUCCUGUUAUAGCGUCUUCCUUAGUGUCAGAGCUGGAAUGUCCAGAAAUGAUGACUAUACAAGGCACAUUUGAUUUUAUUACUAACUCAAAGGCUGUUAUGCCAUCAAGUGCUUUAAAUUUACUAUCGUAGCUAUUUCCUUAUUGUAGUGCCUAAAACGAAAUAAUAAACAUCGGCAACGGUGUUAGGAGCUAAGGAAUAUAAUUCAUCCAACAUUUUCUGAUUGCGGAAUACCGACGACCUCCUGACAUAUCGUCGUACGGAGUUAAGAUUACGUUAGCGAGAACGUUAUCUAACAUUUAUAAAGUCAUCGGAUUUCAACCUUUAACUACAACAAUGACUCUUAAAUUACAGAAAUCAACAUUAACGACAGCAAAGUACGGAAAAGACGGUGUGAAAAUACUGCGUAUUGUGCGAAAUGAUCAAUGGCACGAAAUUGCAGAGUACACUAUUACAGUUCUAUUAGAAGGUGAUAUAUCCGCUUCAUACACAGAAGCAGAUAACUCAGUAAUCGUUACUACGGACUCAAUAAAGAAUACGAUAAAUGUAUUUGCACAAAAUUCUCAACAUGUACUCCAACCGGAGACAUUUGCUUUAGAAUUAGGCUUACAUUUCGUCACAAAAUAUUCACAUAUUAAGAAGGCGCACGUUGAUCUUUUGAAACAUCGCUGGACACGUAUUUGUCCGACGAGCGAGAAUGGUCAACCACAUGGACAUAGUUUCAGGCGAGAUGGAGAUGACAAGAGAGUCGUAAACGCAAUCGUCGAUGCAAGCGGGGGUGUAGAUAAUAUCACGAUAGAUUUGAAAGCUGGUUUGAAAGAUGUAUUCUUGCUCAAAUCGACGGGGUCUUCCUUUAAUAACUUCAUUAAUGAUGAGUUCACAACUCUUCGAGAGACAGACGAUAGAGUCUUCAGUACCAUCGUCGAUUGCAGUUAUUCGCUGGUAAUUCCACAAGCCAACAGCAGGUGUUUCACAAUUGCAGAUGUAGCUAAGACUCCGUUAGACGAUAUCGCAGAGAGCGUUCGCAACGUCACGCUCGACACUUUCGCUGUUGAUUUUAGUGAAAGCGUGCAAACGACACUCUAUACCAUGGCAGAGAGAAUAAUAGAGCAGAAUGACUUAGUCAAAGAUGUCAGCUACAAAUUGCCAAACAAGCAUUACAUUCCAAUCGAUUUGACAUUCUAUCAGGAGAAAGGAGCAACGAAUGACGUUCUCCUUCCUACUGAAUUCCCAUCUGGUUUGAUAACCGCUACUGUAUCUAGGGUCUAAUGCAUUUAUUUUCUAUGGUUACAGAGUGGAGUUAGUGUGCACAUCUACAGCAUCACUGUCCUCUUCUAGUGUAUCUAUCAAGUUCGUUAGUGUUUCCCUAAUCUCAUCGUCUAUUUCCUGCCGUUCCCCAGAUACAGGAAUAUAUGCAAGAUCAUAGGAGCUUAGUGUAUAUCCUUUUUCAAUGAGGCUCUCAGCCACGCGAGUUAGUUGAGAUGGAUCCGUGAUUAUUUCAACAAGAUUGUGAUCCUUCUGUACUAUAUCUUCACCACCUGCGUCAAUAGAAUCUUCAAAGAGUGUAUCAAAGGAAGCACUAUCUUGUAGUUCGAGAUUGAUAACGCCUUUUCGAGAGAAUAAAUAACCACAGGACGCCAUUCUACCACCGUGUUUGGCUAGUAUUGUCUUGACUGAAUGAUUACAUCGCGUUACGUUCGCAGUUUGACAUUCAAUGAUAAGACCAACGUCGGCUAAUAAAGCCUCAUAAGUGACGCUAUGGCCUUUAUCGACUGCACCAGCGUCACCUCUCUUUAUCGCAGCUUCUAUGUUAUCUUUUGGGACGGACAAGCUUCUAGCUUUAGCGAGUGCAUUCGAUAGUCUUGCGUUAAGUGCAGGAUCUGUAGCGCCACCGCCUAGUUUGACAGCAGCUGAGAUAUCCAAAGCCAUUUUUGCGAAGACUUUCGAACGAGCUUUAUCAGCCGCGCCUUUAUGAUGUCUGAUUUUGCUCCAUUUGUUGUGUCCACUUGGGAGUGCAUUUGUGCUAGAGAAUGAUCUAGUUUGUCUAAAUAUUCUCGAUAUCAUCACCGUUCGAGUAGAAGCUAUCUUCUUGACACUCAACUGUCAAGUUUC
Molecule: messenger RNA, 2496 nt
Organism: Wallemia mellicola CBS 633.66
Lineage: Eukaryota; Fungi; Basidiomycota; Wallemiomycetes; Wallemiales; Wallemiaceae
Product: uricase
Exons: 3
Coding region: 721-1653 (310 amino acids)
Biological process (GO): purine nucleobase catabolic process; urate catabolic process
Cellular component (GO): peroxisome
Molecular function (GO): urate oxidase activity
Source: RefSeq, a predicted model, not a curated record